Molecule: messenger RNA, 2558 nt
Organism: Haliotis rufescens (red abalone)
Lineage: Eukaryota; Metazoa; Mollusca; Gastropoda; Lepetellida; Haliotidae
Exons: 2
Coding region: 774-2531 (585 amino acids)
Source: RefSeq, a predicted model, not a curated record
AGCGGCGUAAAACCAUACUCACUCACUCACUCUUUUUGACUGACAUCUGUGAAAACAUUGCCUCGUGACUGAAAUGAAGUGAUGGAGUUCGUUUUGAUGUUUACUGGACAGAACAGUUCAUCUAUCGUUACACGUUUGGUGUCAGGCCCCUAGUCAUAUGUCGGUUUCUCAUCUUUCGUGGACAUCGUAAAGUAUCUCAAUGUGUCACUUGCAUUGUCCGGUAAACGCCGCACACGGUCCACAGACGCGACUAAGUGUCUGAAUAUAGCCGCUGCUCCUUUAGAGUCAAUGGCAAUGGGUUUGAGAGAGCUGUGAUGGUGACUCUAGACAACGGCUUGAACAUUUGGAUCUGUCGUGAGAGGAUAUUACGUUCAUUUCAUUUGUGAUCGUCUUGGCUAACCAAGCGUGGUAAAUAUAGAGCCGGGGGUUUCGUUUAAUGGCUCGUACAACCUAGAUUGUUUGCCUGUAUUGUAGCUGCGAUGUAUUGGGUUUCAGUGUGUCCUAUGUGUUUUACGUCUUCGCUUUCCGCUCCAGUCCUGCCAAGAAAAAAAGGACAUUCCAAUUUGAGAAAAGUUCCGCUGGGGAGUCAUGUUUGAAAGCUACUUGUUCGCAACUGAAGUUUGGACCCAUCCCCUGCGUCUGCUAUUGUCUAUUCGUGGAGCGUCCGGUAACCGACCCUCCCAUGGAAGAAGAAUCGUACCUAAUUUGGAAUCAAUUUUGCAGUAGCUGACUAGAAGACCUCUGUAUUUGAUCACUCAGACAAGCCUAUCAACAUGCCUCGGUUAAAGAAGAAGACAGUGGGGUUGUUUGUAACAAUUAUAUUGUGCAUUGUGGUGGGUCUGCAGUAUUUCAACGACAGCGAUCUGCUGAAGGAGGCCGCCUCUCGCCUGCACCGGCACAGUGGAGAUCUCAACCGGAUGGUGCAACAACCACUAAUCAGAGACUUCUCAUCACUUAUUGAAAACCGAUCGCUUCUAAAGAUGAAUCUGCCGACCCUUCAUGAAUCUGUUAAAGAAAGUGGACCAGUGGACAGGAUGUCAAUAAGAAGAAUAGAUCUGCCUGGUGAGUUACCACCACGCAGUUUUAACGACCUCGGGCAACAGGUAGUUCCCAAUACUGUAUUCUACGUUUGGUGUGGGAACAGAACAUUCGAGUAUAUUCACUAUUUAAGUGUACGCAGUGUCUGGACGCAUAUGGAACCUGAUCUUUUAGAGAUUCAUUAUAAGACCCCACCUCAACAAGAUAAAUAUAACGACUGGCUUGAUUCACUUAAAUCCUCCAUUGCCAAUCUUGUUCUGAGAAAAAUGCCUGAUUGGGCGAAUUGUGAAAAUUCGCAUGAAUUCGGCCGGGAAUUGUUGCACGACAUUGGCGGUGUUUUUGUCUCCGAAGACACAGUUAUAUUGAAGCCACUGCCAAAUUUUAGAAAGGAACACUUAUCAGCAUAUGUAGCGGACAAUAACGUUCCAAAAGUUCUGAUCAGCUCGCCGGGGAAUGACAAGUUAAAUGGGCUGCCAUGUUUCAAAAGUACGAUAUUUUAUAAACAGUCUGAACUUGACAUCAAUGUUAUCAAAUCGUGUCAGAAAGUCCUGUUCAUUUCUGACAGUGAACUCCCUCAACCCACCCACUGUGCCUUCAUUGUUCGCAAAUCAUACCCAAAACAUAUAAUAUCACUCGAGAGUCCUUUUGGUGCCGAUCUACGGUAUGUUGCAUAUGGGCAGAGGGAACCCAUAUACCCAUCUACUGACCCUUCGUCACCAAUUCCAAAAAUCGUGCAUUAUGUUUGGUAUAACAAGGCAAAUAUGACUUUUAUUAUGUACUUGAGCAUCAUGAGUUCACUAUAUGUCGUAAAAGCGGACAAAGUUUUCAUUCACGGUAACAAUGCACUAGAAGGUUUUUAUUGGGACAAGGUCAAGGUCAAUCCGAGGGUAAGGUCGGUUUACAGAGAAGUCCCAAAGGAAAUCUUCGGAAACCAAGUAUUAUUCCGACACCACAAAAGUGACGUUCUUAGAGGAGAUAUUUUAUACAAGUACGGUGGCAUCUAUGUUGACUGGGAUGCUUUGUGGUUGAGACCUGUCGAUGACAUCAUAUCCGCCGGAUAUGACGUAGUUGUUGAUAUAGAUCACCUUCCUCGUGAACCGUUUCCGGAUUCGAUCAAUAUGGGAGUCGUACUCUCAAAACCAAGAUCAAAAUUUAUUGACAUAUGGAGAAAGACUUACAGAAAGUACAGGAGUAAUGAUUUUUAUUAUAAUCCAAUCGAAGUUCCAUAUAAAAUAUAUGAGAGGCAUCCGAAUUUGGUUAAAAUAGAACCACGACUGCAGGUGAUGUGCUUUAGACUCCUGUGCCAUCCCAUAUUUCACCCACAGUACAAAGACUUCCAACAGUCCCAACCUUUCAAUUGGAGAACGGAUGCCCUGGCAAUACACUUUACUCACCCAGAUCCGGAAGAGUAUGCCAACGAGACAACACUGAAAAAUGGAUCUGGAAUGUUUGCUGACAUAGGGAAAUAUAUUUUGGAUUCUAUCAAAGAUUAAAUAAUAAACAAAAUAUGUGAUACUGAA